Messenger RNA from Linum trigynum, 279 nucleotides. NCBI's taxonomy places the organism in Eukaryota, Viridiplantae, Streptophyta, Magnoliopsida, Malpighiales, Linaceae. The record is from the annotation of a GenBank genome assembly.
AUGCAGUACGGUUGGGACUUCUUCGAUCGUUCCCUGAUCGAAAAACUGACGGAGGUUAAAAAUCGCAACGCGAAGUUCAUCGACGAUGGUUAUGAUGAUACUACUGAGAGUCCAGAGGAGGAGGAAGAAGAAGAGAUGGGUUCUGGCUACGACAUAUUUUCAACGGAUGAAGAAUCUGAAGCGCUCGAAUUUGAAUUAAUUUUAGAGACAGCGUCCACGAAAUCUGAGCCGGCGGGGCGGGGUUCUUUUCUGGAGCGGCGGUUGAUGGUUAGAGAUUGA